Molecule: messenger RNA, 588 nt
Organism: Naegleria lovaniensis
Lineage: Eukaryota; Heterolobosea; Eutetramitea; Acrasida; Naegleriidae
Exons: 1
Coding region: 1-588 (195 amino acids)
Biological process (GO): translation
Cellular component (GO): large ribosomal subunit; mitochondrion
Molecular function (GO): structural constituent of ribosome
Source: RefSeq, a predicted model, not a curated record
AUGAAACGAUUGCUCUUCCCUUCUCCAACAUCAUCCAUCCUCACCCGAAGUUUGUUCAACAACAAACAAAUUGCUUCUUCAUCCUUCCUAUUUUCAUCAUCGGCUAGUUCCACUCGGUUCUUCUCUAGCUCAUUCUCAGCAAAUACAUCAGGACAACAACAACAAGUACCACAACAAAUUAAUGAAACAACAACUCCAUCUACAAGCACCCUGAAUUCAGCAUCGUCAUCAUCACUCACACCCCGAGGAAGAUUGUUCUUCAUUACAUUGGCUAAGAGCCCAAUCCAUCAAACCGAGGACAUAAAGGCUGCAAUUAGAGCUCUCAAAUUAAAGAAGCCUCACCAAGUUCAAGUGCAUAAAGAUACUCCACAAGUUAGAGGUUUAAUUUAUAAAUGUAGAUUGUUGUUGUCGGUGAAAAGUGUUUCCACUGCUGAAUUAUUCCCAGAAGGAACUCAACACUUACCACAACACGUUCGUUUGACCAUGGAGGAAAGGCGAGCUUUGAAGAUUAAAUCAAUGAGAGAAAAGAAGAGCUUGAAAUUAUUAACAGAGGAAUAUAUUGCUGAGAAGAAGGCAUCAUCACAAUAG